UUUGCACGUCUGCUUUUUCGGCUGCAAAUUUGGAAGCAAAACUCAGCUGUUUGAGGGAGAAAAGAGACGGGAAUUCAAACAAUUCUGAAUGACAAGAGAUGUGCUCAUUUGGUUCAUAUGAAAGACAAAUCCCUUCUUCUUUGCAACAGCGAUCCCAGUCUUCAUUGCCAAGUCUUUAUAAAAGCACAUUCAAGUCGUAGAAUCUGGAUUGGGCCCACUUCUUGAUGAGUCGUUCUCAUAACUGAAGAUGUCUCGCGUGGCCACAACACAGUCAUCUUUGUCUAGCAUCCCAACGGAUCUAUUAUUGUGGUGGGAAGAGGAUUUUUAUUCUGGUAAAUUUAUAUGUCUCCCUGAGAGCAGAGAAACCUUUCAGCAUCUACACAUAAGCGAUGAGCAGGUUAGCUUCUCUACUAUCGGCUCAAAUGAUCCUAUUGGAGGAAUUAAUUUAUCCAAGAAGGUUCCGCUCUUAGUGAACUUAUGCAUUGAUAGGAUACUCGGACUGCCCAAUGACGUGGGAGGGUUUGAACAGGUACCUCCUGGGCUCAUUCCUCGUUUGGAAAGUCAGAGAAAAAGGAAACGCCUUGAGCGCCUAAGACUUGAAUGGCUUCUGAAAGAGCUACUCCAUCAGGAGGCUAGCCUUGCCUCCAGGCUUCAUGUUCAAUCAAAAGUACCACAAGUGACUCAGGCAACCACAAAUGUAUUCCCUCGAAACUGCCGUUCAGCAUGGGAAACAGAUGUCAAGGCACAUGAUAAUUUCAACGAUGGCGAGAUGUUUCAAGACUAUGAUGGGAUGAGCUGGUGCUUCCUCCCAGUAGCUGUCGAAGGAAGGGACACGAGCAACUGGCCAAUCGCUGCUUUAGCUCAUACAGUUGAGCUAAUGCUUCCACAUAGAUUCUUGAUCCAAGAGGAUAGGGUACUACCUGGAGGUGUUAAAACAGUGGAGGAUGUGUUGAACAGAGAACUGAUAGCAGCUGUGGCUCGAGUUAGAUCUGCUCUUGUCAAAAUCUGCCCAAAGCUUGUCUACUUCUGCCUGGAUCCCGCCUUAGCAUACGUAUGGUGGGGAAGAGGGGAUGUUAAUAAAGCUGAGGGGAUGUUUCUAAGGAUUAUUGACCGGAUUCCGAAUGACCUGUUUACUCAAUCUGAUAUCAUGGUUGGACAAGAUAUGGCUGGAGAUGUUUCCCUAUGGACCCGCCAGAAAGCAUUGUACCUGAAUGAAAUCGGACGUAUGCAUUCGUACUUCAACCAACCACAGGAAGCUGCAAAUUUUUACAAAGGAGCAGUGGAUUUGAUCUCAGGCUUCUGCCAAGAAAUAUUUCCUGAUUGCACAAUGCAGAGCUUGGUGCUCCAAGCCAACGCAUUCGAUCAAGGAUUGAUGGAUACCUUAAAAGCUACCCGAGCAGCAGGUUUGUGGGAUAGAGUUACUUCAGAGCCGGGGUGUAACCCCAAUUUAGUCCAAAUGGCUGCGGAAUCAUUCCUGCACUGCCAUGCAGGUUACCCGUUGUAUAAUUCAACAACAGAAGAAGAAGACCAAAAUACCGCGUGGUUGCUGGAAGCUAGGCUUCGGUUACAAGUUCUGGCCACUUCAGUCCCUAAGGUGAGCCUCCAUCUCUCGCUGAUCCUUGCGAUACUUGGUGAUGACAAUGCAGCAGAAGAUGCGUACAUGACGUAUGUCCAGGAGUAUGCAUCUCAUCACCCAGCAUUUCAGCAGCAGAUACCAGGAGCUGUGUCUAUGUUUAUUGGUGCAGAGAUGAAGAAUCAUCCUUGGUGGGUAUUUUCUAACUGGGCAGGUAAGAGAUCUGGGAGAAUGACAGCAAACAAACAUCUCACUGUGCUACCUUUACAUUGGAGGAGGGUGUUGAGGCAUUGUAGUUGUGAUAUGGAGACAUUUGAUGGAAACCAAUUCAACAGCAGCUGGGAAGCCUCAUGUCGCGUAGCGGAGGUGCAAAGUAUCUUGCCCUACCUUCGUCUUACCCCAGACGGACGAUUGAUUGGAUCCUUCUCUGAAAAUCUACCCCCACUGAUCUCAGUAUCUCUAGAUCCUUUUACAGGGGCGUUGUACCUGCCUGAACAGUUUCAAGAGGCAGACACAGUAUUAACUUACGGUGACAUCCAAGAUAUCGGUGGAAGAAGUGAUUCCAGGAAAGACCGUUUUAGUUUUGAAACCUUUAUUCCAACGCCCAUUUUGACAUUUGAUGACUCCAAAGAUGGGAGAUCAGUCUCUCUGCUGACAUGGCAAAACAGACACACCACAGUUAAUGAUGAUGGCCUUCCGGUUGUUGCCGAAACACAAAGCUCUACAGCGAAGCUUGUGUAUUCUGGUUGUGACGGUCUUUGUGAAAUCAAUUUAGCCGAGGUGGUUUUGAAGGCCAAGAAGGAAGUCAUUCUGCAGCUUCUAAGAAAUGAGGGAAACGAUCAGAAUCAAGAAAGGAUGAAAGAUGCUUCAGAUUUUCUUGAUUUAUGUAUCUCUAAGACAAAGAACAUGCAGUACAGCUUCUUCAAAUCUGCAGAAUCCAACGAGAGGAAUCCCCUUCAAGAUGUGAAAGUCAAACUGAGUAGCAUGACUAAGAACCAGCUUAAUGAUUUGCUUGAGCCAGAAGUCUUUAAUCUCAAGAGGGUCGUUUUGGUUGGACAGUCGACAGCUGUUUUAGCCUUUUCGACAGGCUUGUGUCAACAGUCCCGUUCUCAGUCCAUCGAUGCAUUAGUUUUCUUGGACUGCUCCAAUAUGGGAUCGUUUCAGAAUCCAGUUGUUCAGUACCCGCAAAGGCCUGAUACAGUCUGGAAGAUACCAGUUAAAGAAGGAUUCAAAAGUAACGAUGGAAAUAUCUUGAUUGUUUCAGAGGUUUCCAUUUAUGAUCACGACAAAGACAGGGUCUAUGUCUUCGAUAAUAAAGGAGAAAUUGUACACAUCUAUGAUGAACUAAAGAUUAGUCAAGUAUCAAAUGUCUGUGUUAAAACGAAUGCGGGAAAUGAUGACAUGAUGGUGGGUACCAACCGUAGCAGAUCAAAGCUCAUAUUGACGGACACCAAAGGAACUGUGCACCACCAAACCAAACCGAUUGGCGCGCUUGGAAUCGUUGAACAUUUUAUCGCUGUUUUCGACAUGAUUUUUGUCUCUCUCAGGGACCGGAUUCUUGUUUUUGAUUCGAGUACACUUGAGCCUGUCCAAAUUGUACAAGACGCUGCUCUUACCGAUGAGGCUGGUUCCCAGCGUCAUGUAGAGCGGGGAGUUGGUGUUCUCUUGACUGGGGAGAGGAGCUUCAUGAAAGUCCUGUACAAGUACGAGGUUGCUUCGACAUCCUCCCCCACCUCAGCCCCCUCCUCCACAGCCUCCUCUACCCGCUCCUCCGAACCCUCCUCAUCCUCCACUACAGAUGCUUACUUCAGGGUAAUACUUGGAGUUGCCAACCAUGUGUUUGUUCUUCAACGGGCUAAGCAGUCCCCGAAGGCUCCUGAUGAGGAAUGCCCCAUAAGCACUCCACCCGGACCAGUAACACUUGUAACUGAAGUACUUGUGCCUGGUGUCCCCACAGAGGCGUGCUUCAUCAAUCGGAUGGCAGGUUUUAUUGUUACAGCCUCGAUAUUUGAAAGCUCUAAACUACCACUGUAUCGAGAAAACCUGUACUGGUUUGACCUAAAUGGACACAUCCGAGGCAUUCAUCCUUUUAUUGGGCAGGGGCCACAUGGCUUUUACGCUGUACAUCUCAAUGAACCAAACAACAUGGAUGCAGGAAGAGUUGAGCAAGUAUCUGUAGGAAAAGGAUCCGAUGGGGAUCGGGGAGUAUGGUACCUGUACUUCACAGAUGGCCUGAGUGGGAUAUGCUGCAUAAAACUUCACGAAAGUUUGUACUAACUAAUAAGCGUGUACUGUGUG
Molecule: messenger RNA, 3871 nt
Organism: Asterias rubens (European starfish)
Lineage: Eukaryota; Metazoa; Echinodermata; Asteroidea; Forcipulatida; Asteriidae
Exons: 3
Coding region: 248-3850 (1200 amino acids)
Source: RefSeq, a predicted model, not a curated record